AUGGCCUACAACCCCUCAGCUAACAGCAUGGUGGAAAGGACCCACCACUCCCUCAAGGCCUCCCUGAUGGCAUGCUGCACAGGCCCCGACUGGAAGGCACAGCUACCCUGGGUCCUCCUCGGCCUCCACACCGCCCCAAGAGCCAAUGGCGACCCGUCACAGGCAGAGAAGGUUUAUGGCGAGACCCUGACACUGCCAGGUGAAUUCUUCGCCGCCGACAACAACGACCCCAACGUCCCACUGGCAAGGCUCCGGGCAGUCACCCAGAAAUUAGUUCCCUGCCGAGAGCCCUACACUUACAGGAGGCAGCAGUUCCGACCGAGGGCCCUGGACUUCUGCAAGUACAUCUUCAUACGAUAUGACGCCAUCCGCCAGCCCCUAACGAGGCCCUACCGAGGACCUCACUGCAUCAUCCGCCGAGAGGAGAAGGCAUUGCUCAUCUCAAUUGGCGGCAGCCAGGACUGGGUCUCUAUAGACAGACUGAAGCCCGCUGUCAUUUCCGACGAAGAUGACCCUGCAGAAGGCCCUCGCAGGACACCACCUUGGAAUACAGCCUUGCCAGAAUCUGACAGCACCCUCAGACAUCGCCGGGAGAGCAGUCGAACCCCAUAG
Molecule: messenger RNA, 612 nt
Organism: Macrobrachium nipponense
Lineage: Eukaryota; Metazoa; Arthropoda; Malacostraca; Decapoda; Palaemonidae
Exons: 1
Coding region: 1-612 (203 amino acids)
Molecular function (GO): nucleic acid binding
Source: RefSeq, a predicted model, not a curated record